AUGGAAGACAAUUAUUUGAACCAAUCAUCUUAUUUUAAAGAUACAAUUUCAUGUGGAAUAAAGGGAGAUUACAAUGAAAUAAAGUUCCUCAAAGUUUAUCUAGAGAAGAAUCCACAUUUAAGAUUAUAUAUUACUGAGAGAGAAAUACCUCAGGAAAGAAGUGUGGGACAAAAAAGAAAAGUAGAAGUUGCAAAGUAUUUAGAAAUUAGAGAUUAAGAAGGUGAUAAAGAAAAAAUAAUUAUUUAAAUUAAAUUGGAGAAUGACGAAGUGUCUCCAAAUUAUCCAAUAUUAAUUGCAUCAAAAGAAGUAAAGGAAGUAAAAGAAGUAAAAGAAGCAUAAGAAGAAAAUGUUUAGUAAAUUGUUGAAUUUAAAAGCGUAUGCUAAUUAAAAUCUAUGAAAAAACUAGAGAGAGGAUGUAUUAAAGUAAUAAUGAAAGAAACUGAGAAAAAAGGUUUUGAUGAGACUGGUUAUGAUAAUCAAAGUGUUAUUAUACCACGUGUUUAUACUUAAGAAGAUAUUUUACCACCAAAGCCUGAAAAUCAAACUGAUGAUGAAAAAAAUAAGCCAGUUUAAUCUAAAGAAGAUAUUUAUGUAACAAAUAAUAACGAAUAAUGGGUUAAGAAAUAGUUAAUAUCAAAGAUCAAAUAAUUAGAAAGUAAUAAUGUAGAUACUACUUAUGCAUGUAUAUAAGCAGAAAUUAACAUCAGGCCAGAAAAAACUUUUAAAUCAAUGCUAGAUGAGUUGUGUUAUCAAGAAAAGAAAAAUUCUAAGAACAUCUACAAACUUAAAUAAGGAAUAUGA
This is a messenger RNA of Tetrahymena thermophila SB210, 801 nucleotides long. RefSeq lists its product as hypothetical. The record is from RefSeq and is a predicted model, not a curated record. NCBI's taxonomy places the organism in Eukaryota, Ciliophora, Oligohymenophorea, Hymenostomatida, Tetrahymenidae. The transcript is spliced from 5 exons.